AUGGACCCCUGUAAGAAGAAACCGUCUUUGCCCCGCUUGGCCACCAACAUUCCACUUUUGCAGAAACCACCCAAUGAAUCGUGCAAUGCUGUACCAAAGACCAUCCCAGAUGCCAGCGUACCCCCGAUCGUCAUGCCCGAGAGGCCGUCGAGAACUUCGUCGAUGUUCAAGGAGGACAAGCACGAUGAGAACAUCGUGCCUGCGACACGAUUCGCGUCAGAAAGCAUGCCUAUCUAUGUUUCUCAGAAGAGUGUUGAUGAUUCGCCGUUAACAAAGGUGAAGAAGUUGUACUACGAAGACGCAUUUACGACCCGUGGAUCACACAACUCCCCCAAGGACCGUGUUACUCAUGAAUCUGUUGUUGUAGUUGAGCUCAAAACCAACACAAAGGCAAAGGAUGAUGCACCCAAGUUACUGUCGGAUUUCGCCCACUUCCUUGCCCAGGUGUACCAACGCCCGGAGACAUCAAUGCUAGUCACCAUAGACCAGAACGCUGACUUGAUUUUCGGAAAUACCUCCGGCUCAGCGUACCUGUUGAAAAUCACCGCUCUCCCGAGUCUGAUGGGACCGCUCACCAAUAUCCGCAACACGGGCCUAAUCCAAUCAACCAUCCAAGAGAUGUUUGGAAUUUUGCCCGACAAAGGAGUGGUGAUAUACAAUCCAGCGAGCGAAGACAAUCUUGCAACCAAUGGGACGACCGCCAGGAGUGAGAUCGAUCGCCUCGAACGAAUGGAUUCCGGCAAUAGCCCCUCGAUCUUCAAGUCUAUUUCGCGAUCCAUGAGUCGUCGCAUGAAAUCGAGCAGCGGAAACAGUGUUCCGAUUUCCCUCACUUCAAUCAUGAAUCCUGAGGUCACAGCCCCUACUUCAGCCUCCCCCGUCACUCCAGGUCAGGUCCCUCCGCUGAGGCCACAUGAAGCAGAUACCAAAAAACCGAUAGAGUCACCAAAGGGUGAAUCAGUGCAGCAGACUUUACCGAAGGACGAAAAACCUGAACGAACCUUAAAGAAGAGAGAGAGCUUGAAGAGUUUUGUUAACCGUCGUCUGGGCGAAUUAGGCGAGCUGACCACAAUGAAACCAUUCACAGCCGCAAAGGGAAAGAAGGAUUGA
This is a messenger RNA of Penicillium concentricum, 1107 nucleotides long. RefSeq names its product MIF domain protein. Lineage: Eukaryota; Fungi; Ascomycota; Eurotiomycetes; Eurotiales; Aspergillaceae. The record is from RefSeq and is a predicted model, not a curated record. The coding region runs from base 1 to 1107 and encodes 368 amino acids. The transcript is spliced from 2 exons. Gene Ontology annotation, molecular function: phenylpyruvate tautomerase activity.